This is a messenger RNA of Clonostachys rhizophaga, 1605 nucleotides long. Lineage: Eukaryota; Fungi; Ascomycota; Sordariomycetes; Hypocreales; Bionectriaceae. The record is from the annotation of a GenBank genome assembly.
AUGGGCGCCAAGACCGAAACCGAGUUGGCGGUUGGAGCUGAGUUGGCAGCUAUGCUGCCGGCAGAUGCAAAGCCGUGGUAUCGAACUAAGCAUCUCGUCCUCCUGAACCUCACCUUGUUGGUGCCUCUGUUGUCCGCCGCCAGUAUCGGCUUCGAUGGCAAGUCAACCCCUGACGAUGUGCCCGAACGCGAUCGAAAUCUAACUAAUGAAUCCACAGGCGCUAUGAUGAACGGACUUCAGACACUUGGGCAAUGGCGUGCGUACUUCGAUAACCCGUCGGCACCGCUUCUCGGGGCAAUGAACGCCAUCUUCCCCGUCGGCAAAAUCCUCGGCCUGUUCCCGGCGACAUGGAUAUGCGAUCGAUACGGGAGGAAAUUGUCCAUGUGGAUUGGGCUCUUCUUCCUGAUAGGCGCUGCUGGACUGCAGGCGGGAAGUGUCAAUCUCGCCAUGUUCCUCGUCUCCCGACUCAUCCUCGGAGCCGCUACAGCUCUCGUCGCACAACCUGCCCCGAUUCUGGUCGCAGAGCUUGCAUACCCUACUCUCCGAGCCAAAGCGACGGGAAUGUAUCAGACCUUCUUUUAUGUGGGCGCUAUCUUCGCCGCGUGGUCAACUUAUGGAACCUUCCGUCUGGACAAUUCCUGGAGUUGGAGGAUUCCCUCUCUUCUGCAGGCCUUUCUUCCACUUCUACAGCUCCUGUUCUUUAUUUUUGUCCCCGAGUCUCCAAGAUGGCUUGUUGCAAAUGGCAAACAGAGCCAAGCGCGUGAGAUUUUGGUCCGUUGGCAUGCAGGCGGCGAUCAAGAGUCCCCUCUCGUAGAUUACGAGAUCGAGCAGAUCGAGCAGAGCAUCCAGCAGCAGGCUACCGUGCAGUCAGAGACGAGUUACCUCGACCUCAUCCGUACACCAGCAAACCGGAAACGAACCCUCAUCGCGGCCAUUGUCGGCUUCUUUGCCCAGUGGAACGGCGCGGCUGUUGUGUCAUACUAUCUCACGCUCGUGCUCAACACCAUCGGCAUUACCAAAACCUCGGAUCAGACCCUCAUCAAUGGCCUGCUUCAGGUCUUCAACUGGCUUGCCGCUGUUUUUGCUGGUGCUCUCAUGAUCGACAGACUUGGUCGCCGCACGCUGUUUCUCACAUCGGUGGCGGGCAUGCUUGUCUGCUACAUCAUCUGGACGGCGCUCACGGCCUACUUCACAGCCACACUCAACACUACUGCAGGAAACGCCGUCGUGGCCUUUAUCUUUAUUUACUAUUUCUUCUACGAUAUUGCCUGGGCGCCCCUGCUUCUGGCAUACCCGGUUGAGAUCUUUGACUAUCGCCUGCGCGCUCGUGGCGUUACAGUGACGUACGCAUCGACUUUCAUCGGACUGAUCAUCAGCCAGCUCGUCAACCCAGUGGCGAUGAAGGCCAUCGGCUGGAAGUUUUAUAUCGUCUUUUGCUGUAUUCUGUCAGUGCUGUUCGUAGUCAUCUACUUCUUGUUCCCGGAAACCAAGGGGCGUUCCUUGGAGCAAGUCGCGGAAAUCUUCGAUGGGAAGAUUGACAGCCUGGACGACAAGACCAAGGACGGCAAGACCGAUGUGGUUGAGAUAGAGAAGAGACUGGGUUAG